ACGGGGUUCGAGAGGGCAGGGGCGGAGGUGGUGCCGCGCGCGGCGUCAUCUCGUACUAAAAUAUUGAAUGGGUCCGUUGGCUCAUUGACGUUGCUGCUCAUCGCGUGCGUAUAUGCGUUAACGAAAGUGAGGAGACAGACGACAGUGACGAGCCGAUAGGAGGACUGGUGGUCGUGCUCGUCUAUGCUCGCGAACACACAUUUUCUCAGGAGCACGAAGCCCACGUUCCAAGAUGUUCGCGUAACCGAGCGAAGCCCCGAGGCCGUCUGUGUGUGCGCGCGCGAUAACCGCAUCAGCUUCGUCGAACGAAUUCCAACAUUACACAUCGUGUAGGCAGAUAAACCACAGGGAACGAGUGAAGCUGCCCUUGAGCCACCCUGGCGACCGAAGAAAUGGAUAAGAGAAAAUUGUCAACAUCGGGGGACUCCCUGUACGCUAUACUAGAAAUUCCAAAAACUGCAACAGCCGAAGACAUAAAGAAGACUUAUAGGAAACUUGCGCUUAAAUAUCAUCCCGAUAAGAAUCCCAAUAAUCCAGAAGCAGCUGAAAAGUUUAAAGAAAUUAAUAGGGCAAAGAGAAUCUUAACCGACUUAAGCAAACGCAACAUAUAUGAUAAUUAUGGAUCCCUUGGACUUUACGUUGCCGAACAAUUUGGAGAAGAAAGUUGUUUCUUCUUCCUUACAUCCAUGUGGGCUAAGUUCCUCUUAGUAUUCUGUUGCUGCGUCACCGGUUGCUGUUGCUGUUGCUGCUGCAACUUCUGUUGUGGCAAAUGUAAACCAACGCCGCCAGAAGAUAGCGGAUCGUAUCACAAUCUACAGUGGGACCAGAUUAAUCCAGAAGCCAAUGUAAUGACAAGUCAACCUCAAAGUGAGGAGGAGGGAGAGGAGAGUGACUUGGAGGCGGUGAUAUCGCAGCCGCAGGCCGCCCCAGCCCCAGGAGGCCCGGGACAGACGAGCCAGCAGCUGGCGUUCGCGAUGCCGGCACCACCCAAACCUGACGAGAACACAACCCUCAACAGUGGACGGGAGCGCGUCGUUUACACCCCCGCAUCUACAAAUCCAUUCGUGAAUCCCGAUGUAACAAGCGCUUCUGAAUUAAACAAGUGGUAAUCGGUGAAUCGAAGACUAGCCAACGUUAACGAUCAAACCCGACAGGAAUAUCGAUUCGUUGGACACUAUUCAAGUAUUCGUCCACGUAAUUACUUACAAAAUAUAUACACGCAACAUCUGAAGUAACAAUUAUUACGUUAAUAAAUGCAAUGUACGUGCGCGUUUGCAUGUGUGCUCGCGCGCACACGCGCACAGUAACAGAUAAGGAGGCAUUUAUGAUUGUGCGUGAGUAUAAAAUUAUACGAGCACACGGGCAUUUAAGCGCCUAUAAUAGCACGCGCGCGCAUCUUUCAGAAAAUGAAGUGCUAAAUAGAACGACCAAGCAGCAUGUGGUGGAAUCAUUACAAUAAUUGUUUCAUUUUUUUGUUAUAUAAAUGAAUAUAUUAAUACGUAUAUGCAUCA
Ceratosolen solmsi marchali is the source of this 1511-nucleotide messenger RNA. RefSeq names its product cysteine string protein. Gene Ontology annotation, cellular component: type Is terminal bouton. Gene Ontology annotation, biological process: regulation of neuromuscular synaptic transmission. The coding region runs from base 393 to 1109 and encodes 238 amino acids. The record is from RefSeq and is a predicted model, not a curated record. The transcript has 7 exons. Lineage: Eukaryota; Metazoa; Arthropoda; Insecta; Hymenoptera; Agaonidae.